Molecule: messenger RNA, 4686 nt
Organism: Anguilla rostrata (American eel)
Lineage: Eukaryota; Metazoa; Chordata; Actinopteri; Anguilliformes; Anguillidae
Product: cytochrome P450 26B1-like
Exons: 7
Coding region: 652-2361 (569 amino acids)
Biological process (GO): sterol metabolic process
Molecular function (GO): heme binding; iron ion binding; oxidoreductase activity, acting on paired donors, with incorporation or reduction of molecular oxygen
Source: RefSeq, a predicted model, not a curated record
AUUAUGCUAUUGUUAUUGUAUUUUAAUCUUUAUGGUGACAUUAUGUAAUUGAAUGUCAUUUUCAUUACAUAGGAAAUGUAAACAAAUGGACGUUAAUAACUGUCCGUAAGUAGGCUACAUGUUUGUUCAGUGAAGUAAAAAGCCAUGACGAUGAUUGACUGAAUUAGAUCAUGGAGCUGUCUGAAUGGCAGAUAUUUAAACGUAUGGUUAUCCGUGAUUGGUUACCUGUUUCCAUAGUGAAUGACAAUCGAUCCCUCGCACUGUUUCACUGCCUCUACCCCGCCCUCUCCAUCUCAGAGUGGGGCAAGUGGAUGAUCUCAAACUUGGCUCAAACAUUGUAUCAGCCACAUAAAUAUUCAAAGCACAAUACGUCAUCUGCGAAGGUGGAUCAUAAAGAGUGCCAAUAUCUAUAAAACGCGGGGCGAACGGGAAACAUUAACGGAGGUCAUUUUUGGGAAAACUGAGGGAGGAAUUCGCAGGAUCUGAAUUAUGAUUCAGCACUAAAAAAAAAUCGCUGAAGGACACGACAGUGAUGCAUCUUCUGAAAUAUAGAGCCUCUGAUUUUACCGGUCUCUGAAUCUUCUGCCAACUGGAACUUACUCGGAAAGUAGAAAGCAUCGGGGGGCUCGUACAGGUCUCGACUUUUUGGAGAUGUUCCUGCCAGAGUUCAGUCAAUUCUCAGCACUGGCUACUGCAAUCACAUCUGUGACAUCUGUCCUGUUGCUGCUCGCUGUCUCCCGACAAUUAUGGGCACUCCGGUGGUCCAUCACACGGGAUAGAGAUAAUAAACUUCCUCUUCCUAAUGGCUCCAUGGGCUGGCCACUCAUUGGAGAAACAUUCCACUGGUUGUUUCAGGGGUCAAACUUUCACGUCUCCAGGAGGGAAAAAUACGGAAACGUAUUUAAAACCCACCUUUUAGGGCAACCGCUUAUCCGUGUAACAGGGGCAGAGAAUAUCCGUAAAAUCCUGCUCGGAGAACACAGCUUGGUGUGCACUCAGUGGCCACAGAGCGCUCGGAUCAUCCUGGGACCGAACACGCUGGUUAACUCCAUUGGAGAUCUUCAUAAGCAAAAAAGAAAAAUCUUGUUAAAAGUGUUCAGCCGCGCGGCUUUGGAGACAUACAUCCCCAGAUUGCAGGAUGUUGUCAGGACUGAAAUUGUCAAGUGGUGUUCAAAGCCUGGUUCUGUGAACGUGUUCGGUGCAGCUAAAGCGCUCACUUUCCGCAUUGCUGUCCGGGUGCUCUUGGGACUGAGCAUGGGAGACGCCGAUGUUGAGCAUCUCUCCAAAAUAUUCGAGGAGCUCAUGAACAACCUCUUCUCACUCCCAAUUGAUGUGUCCUUCAGUGGACUCCGAAAGGGUAUAAAGGCCCGUGAAAAACUUCACGCAUUUAUGGAGAAAAUAAUCGCAGAGAAACUACAGAACCAACGGUGCGACGGAAACGAUGCAUUUGACUACAUACUAAGUAGUGCCAAGGAAAAUGGGCAUACCUUAACUGUUCAAGAACUUAAGGAGGCUGCGGUGGAGCUCAUCUUCGCUGCGCACUCAACCACUGCCAGUGCCUCCACCUCUCUUAUCCUCCAGCUGCUGAAGCAUCCGUCUGUAGUUGAAAAGGCCCGGCAUGAACUGGAGGCACAUGGGCUAAGAAGAGGUUCGAAAUGUGGCAGUCGCUCAAUUCUCACGGAAUGGGAUCCGGAGGAACACAGUAUUCCAUCAGAGGAUGAGGCGACAGAAAAAGGCGGGAAUGAAAGUUUAAGACUUGGAACAGAGACCAACUGUCCGCUGUUUAGCACUAGAAUAAAUUGCUGUGAACCCGCGGAGCACCGCAUUGAGCAAUGCCUAGAUUCUAGCUUCAGUCGUCCUUAUCUGAGUUUGAAGAAACUGAACCAACUGCGUUACCUGGACUGUAUUGUUAAGGAAGUGCUCCGGUUUCUCCCACCGGUGUCCGGAGGUUACAGGACAGCACUCCAGACCUUCGAAUUAGACGGUUAUCAGAUUCCCAAAGGAUGGAGUGUCAUGUACAGCAUCAGAGACACACACGAGACAGCUGCAGUGUAUCAGAGUCCAGAAGCAUUCGACCCCGAUCGCUUUGGAAGCGGGCGAGAGGAAAGCAGGAUCGGACGCUUUAACUACGUCCCGUUUGGCGGCGGUGUGAGGAGCUGUAUUGGAAGGGAACUGGCACAGAUCAUACUAAAGACUCUGGCUAUCGAGCUACUCUGCACUGCUGAGUGGAGGCUGGCCACGCAGACCUUCCCCAAGAUGCAGACUGUGCCCAUUGUUCACCCAGUUAAUGGACUACAUGUUUAUUUUGACUUUGUAAAUUCUGGGAAGACACUACCCGAAAGUCAGUCUGAGUGUAUUUAGAUCUAUUUAUCUACACUUCACGUGUCAAGGGGCAACCACUACACAAAGUGGUCAUCAGCACAUUUUGAAUUGGGCAAGUUUUCGCAGUUUCGUCCAUUGGCCAAAAUUUAAUAGGACAAUGCACCAUCCACAAGAUUUCCUUCAACACGCUGCUACCAAAAUACAAAAAUGCAAGGUGAAACUGAUUCCACAAAAGCUUCAUCAAAUCAGUCUCUAGGAAUCUUGGUCUUGCAUGCUUUCGCACUUAACUUGCUUAGGAGAUCACCAUUUUAUAUAUAUGUAUAUGUAUAUAUAUAUAUAUACACACACACACACACAUUGUUCAAAAAUGAAGUGUAAACUGUAGUCUAAGAUGCAUUCAAAGUAAAACUGUUUUCUAAUAUGUAAUAUUUAUACUUAAUGUGAAUUAUGAAAUCUACCUUCAGAAGAAAAUAAAUCUUUAAAACAAUUAUUUAUAUUCUGGAAAGAUAUACAAUGACGAAAAACCAAGAACAGUAAUGCAAUUGCACGGGGCAAAUACUUCAUACAAUAAUAAGGCCCGGUGUUAGGAAAAACACUACAGAGCAAUAGGUGCAACAGACUAGUGCAAUAGACAGAGCACUGUAUGACAGUACAGAGUAUGGAGAAGUAAUGCAUUAUUUGACCAAGUGUCACCUGAUGUAAAAAAAAAAUGCUGUUGAUAUGUUACUUGAUUGUGAGUACAAAUGCUGCCACAUGAUGUUCUGAUGUUGUACAUAUAAGCAUGGUAGUUGUUUCAAACUCUGUGCUUCUUAUAUUGUGUUAAAUAUAUCAGGAGACUACUCCUUACUUAAUUUUUAUGAUGUAUUGCCUUGUUUGGCCAGUCAUCUCUCACUCCCUUUCCAUGGCUUUGGUAAAGUUACCCAGAAGAGAUAUUUGAAACCUGUGGGAGCCAUUUAAUUAAAGGAAAAGGAGGAUUCAUAUCCAAUUAUGCCAUAAAGACAUUAUUACACUUAAAUUACAAAAAUAACCUUUUCAGCUUUAAAUAAAAGUAUAAGUGUGACCCAUGAUAUAAAUAGCACUGCUAAAAUAACAAUACAAAGGUGAACAGCUUUUUUGUACUGAAUCCAACUCUCAAAGCACUACAAGACCUACCUGGCCACAGGGUAUUAGAGGGAAAGCUUUUCCAGGCACUAGACCCCUAGAGGUAGGGUGUGUACUUGUGCGUACAUGCUCACAUGAGGGGGGGGGGGGGGGUUUCUCAUAAUUUCUUCCCCUGCAUAAAUCAUUUCUACAUCCAUCCCUGCCUGGCCAAAUCACAUAUGAUCCAUAAUUAAUAAUGAGGCCAUCCUGAAAUGCACUGAUAACGAACGCCAAAUGUGAAGCAUCAUGUUUUAUGCUCUAUGAAAACAAAAUGCGCGUGCUGAAAAAAAAACUAGUUUUUUUUUAAACUCCUCACCACCACCAACUGUCCCUACUAUUGCUGUGCCUUUCUAAUGUACAUUACCUUUGUAUUAAAUGAAUUUCGUAUUUAUUCCACAUUCCUGUUUGGUAUAGUAUUACAUGUAACCUUGCAUACCAGUAGGCCUACGGAAUAAAAAUGAGUGCGACCUGAACAUGCGUCCUUCGUAACUACAGUUUGUUUGAAUGUUUAUAUUUAUUCAGAGAAUGAUGCUCAUGGUUAGGAUUAGUUUAUGGGGAGCAGUACCUAUGGCUUAUGGAAAUCAAGAUUGUUUAUUAUUAUUAUUAUUGUUAUCAUUGAGCCCUGGUAGGCAAACUGUUGUGUCCAUUAUUGGUGGGUUUACUUUUUGUGAGUUAAUGUCUUUUUUUUUUUUGUAUUAUUUCAGUUUUAUUGUAUGUUUGUACGUUUUCAAUUGGCCACAACCGUUGUGUUCAAUGAAGGAUAAUGUCAAUACAGAAUUUUGUGACAGCUAGCUGAAAUGCUGGUAUGGGGGCAUUCAGGAAUUUGUGUUCUUCAGCAAGAGAAUACACUUCAAGCAAUCAAAAACAUCCACUAAAACUAAAUGUAUCUAUUUUUUAACCCAGAAAGUGAACAGUCUCUGUAAAUAUAAAUGAACAAGGUUAUUGUCUUAUUUAGAGAAUGAUUAAGAAAAAAAAACAGGAAUUGAGCAAAAAGGUCACCAGAACAUAUGGACACAAAUAUGUACUAUGCAAUUCUUUGAUUAAUAAUUGUUUUAAUGUGUAAUGACAAAUUUUUAAUUGAUGUUAGAUUUGUUUUGGGGCAAAUUUCAUGUUUCAUGAAAUAUAUAAUAUUGGAAGAAGGCAUGUAUCAUGUGAUUCAUAGUGGCCUUUCUCCUGGCUGUAGGUUACUUCCAAGCACUAAAUGUAAUUAAAAUUCUUAGAUAG